CAAAACAUCCAAGUCCCCCUAACUAACACAAAUGGUGAAAACUCCAUCAGAUCUUUUUACUGUUGGUGAGCGGCCGCUAUUGGCGUUUAUGCCCAAAGACGAUCCUGAACGUGAUACCUAUGUCAAAUUAAUCGAAGACAAUGGUGGGAUUGUCACCAGCUCUGUACCCAACGCCAAAAACGGUGUGAUGUUUAUAAGCUCAUAUCCAAUAGAUGGUUUCCACCCAAUUUACAGAGCCUCUUGGGUAGACCAUUCCAUUUCCAAUGGCAAAUUGGCUGACGUCAAUCCCUACGUGUUUCCAGUGAAGAAAGAAACUGGUGGCCGGAAAACCGUCAAGUAUACUCAGGCCCAGGACGAGUAUAUUUUAGAGCAAAUACGAUUGAAACCGCUUGAACGUGGAAGCCAUCGGUUUUUCGAGUUGCUUGAAGGCCACGAGGAGUUGAAGGGUCACACCAAACACUCGCUUAGAAGCAGGUACAGAAGGCACUUGGUGCACAAUUUGAAGUAUGUUUAUAAGGUCAACGAGCACGGUAAGUUGAUUUUAGACGAAUAUGGCAACAAAAUCAAAGUCCUGCCAGAUUCGUACCCUGAUCUCAAGAAGCGAUUCACACCCUUGGAUGAUUACGCGUUAUGUGCGGAGGUUUUGCGGUUUGCAGUACUGAGGCUCAGUCCUGAAGAAGCUAAAUUCGAGAAGAACAAUCAAGAUCCGGCUCGGUCCUUGAUCCCUGAGAGUCCUCAUGUGCUGCGGUCAUUUUUCAAAGACGUGAUGUUGAGGUUCCACAGACAACACUCCGACCUGAGCUGGAGAGAUCGGUAUAGAAAAUUUGCUGUCAAGUGUGGGAUCAAGAGCUAUUUUGAGUACUACGGAAGGUGUGUAAAUGAAGGUACCACUCCUUUGGUGAUGACAACUGUACCUCUCCGCGACACGGAGUUGAGUGUAGGGGCCAAAGCGUUGGUGGGACUGAACUAUAAUGAUGACAGAGUGAACAUUCCUUUGGACGAGGAGAUUAGCCAGACCAGAAGCUCUACCGCGGGAAGGUUAUCAGAAGGUGCGCAGAAAAAACGGAAGGUUGCAGCCAUUGCUACUCCGGUGUUGGGGUUGGUGGAAAGUGAUGAGGAAGAAGCUUUUUUUGAUCCUGAGUCUCAGCCGGAACCAAAUGCCACUACGCCAGCUGCAAAUGUCUCUACGCCAGCUCCAAAGGCAGAUGAACCAACUCCCAAGAAACCCAAGGUCCAGGCAUCCCCAGAACCGGGAUCAGAAGAGGUGGAAGAAGACGAAGAAGACUCUCAAGUGGGUUUCGAGUAUCUCGCAGACCCUAUGAUGGUGUAUGACUUAUUUGAAGAAGAAUUCUUCCAGGAAAGCAGUGAUACCAUGAAAUCCAAAUUGGACACUGUGUAUGCCGAGGUAAAGUCCCAACCUCUUGCAUUCUUGAUGCAAAAGCUCAAAGAAUUGCACUUCAAGUCAGGUUUUGUUAACCAUAUAAUCAGAUCCACCGGAGGGGUCCACGCGAGGAUUAAGAAAUAUAACGAUAUAUGGGUCAGUCGGCUCUUGAAUGAUCCUGCUUUCAUUGAGGAUGGAAACAGUCUUUUGGACAUGACCGGACAAGUGGGUAUUUGGACAAGGCUCUACGAUAAUGAAUUGAAAAAGGAGAAACUUCUUGGAGUGGACCUGGCCGAAAUCAAGUUUCAACCAAAGAAGGAGAAAACGAAGCGGGUGGCCUUCUUGAAGUCGAUUGGCGUGUGGUAGGGGGUGGUUGUAUUUUAGUUAUUGUUAUUGUAAUUGUAUGAGUUUUAAAGUAGAAA
Yamadazyma tenuis ATCC 10573 is the source of this 1803-nucleotide messenger RNA. It is a transcript of the gene RAP1, whose product is annotated as DNA-binding transcription factor. Gene Ontology annotation, biological process: regulation of DNA-templated transcription; telomere maintenance via telomere lengthening. The record is from RefSeq and is a predicted model, not a curated record. Gene Ontology annotation, cellular component: shelterin complex. Gene Ontology annotation, molecular function: telomeric repeat DNA binding. Lineage: Eukaryota; Fungi; Ascomycota; Pichiomycetes; Serinales; Debaryomycetaceae.